This is a messenger RNA of Kickxella alabastrina, 1424 nucleotides long. RefSeq lists its product as uncharacterized. Lineage: Eukaryota; Fungi; Kickxellomycota; Kickxellomycetes; Kickxellales; Kickxellaceae. The transcript is spliced from 2 exons. The coding region runs from base 363 to 1424 and encodes 353 amino acids. The record is from RefSeq and is a predicted model, not a curated record.
UGCAUUUAUUCCUUUGUAUUUUAUUGAGUAAAUGGCCAAGGAAUAAGAAAAUUUGAUUGGUGUGAGAGAGGGUGUGGAGGGAAAGAGAAGGGUGAAAAAAGGCUGUAAAAUGAUUUUUUGUGUUUUGUAUUUUGCUUUAUAUAAUUUUUUCUUUGACACUAUAUAUUUUUUUACAUUAUUUCUUUUAACAAAAUAAAAAAUAAGCCCAAUGAACUAACAAGACUAAAAGGCCAAGAAUAUAAAAACCUGUACUCUCUUUAUUUCAUUUAAAUUAUCUUUAUUUUAUAUAUAUAUUUACAUUUUUUUCUAUUUUUUUACUUGUCUAUACAUAUACACAAACAUUUUUAAUUUAAUUUUAACAAAUGACUGCAGGCAGCACGAUACGUAAACUAUCGCUGCAAGUCAAAGAGCGGUUAACCCUAAAACGGCGCAAACGCAGCAACAGCACCACCACAACCACAGCCGCAGAGGAAUACGAAAUAGCCCACCCGCAUUUCAACAACUCACUACCACCUCACGCACCCGCUGUGCGGACACGCAGUGUUGAUGAUGACUGUAUGCAAUGGGGAACAUUUGCACCAAACCGACCCGCACCACCCCCACCCGUACCUAAUAAAUCCAAAGCAGCACCGAAAAUAGAGUCCCCCACGGGGGUGAGUUUCCCGCGGUUAUCCGAUGACCGCCACCCUCAGCAACAGAAACAGCAACAAGCUGCUAAUGAGAAUGAUGAUAGGGAGGAAGAGGAGGAAGGGUUGGAUGAGAUUUUGUUUGCGACCAAUGCCCGCGUAGACGCAGAAACCAGGGCGACAGUCCGGGGAUGUAUAGACAGCACCGAUGUGUCCCAGCAUAUUCUUGCAGAUUUCGACAGUAUCGUUGCCAAAGCAUACCGCGACUUCACCCAGACUGCGCUCCAAAUCCUCACCAAAAGCCAUCACUCCAAAUCUAUCUCAGAAAUAGUCGCCACCUAUACUGCCGGCCAAUACACCUCGGGACGACCCCCACCCGAGCCACUAAGCGGCUCCAUGAUGGGCGCAGCUGCGGAUGAAGUCGGUGAAUUGGCCCUGGAGCUGCACCGUCGCGAUAUCAGCGAGGUGAAAUACAGCUUGGAUCAAUUGCGGAGGUACGCGGCUACAGGGCUAUGCAAAUACGUCACGAGCCAGGUGCUCUUGAGCACUGGGGUGGAGAACGACUUGGUGGAUAAGCUGGAGGAGGCUGCGGGUGCGUUGAGCUGCACGAUGGAUCAGAUUGAUAUUUUGCAAGGGCUAGAUGGUGCCGGAGCGGUAGAGAAGGAGGAUAUCAGAGCGCUGAGGGAAAAGGCCGCGGCACAUAGAAGGGCCGUCGAUCGGCUGAAGGCUGAGGGCAGGGAGGCUGGGGUUAUACGAGAGACCUUUGAGGAAGUUCUAUUGGCCAUCCAAGUAUUGUAA